UCCGCCGUGGAUGUGAAUGUGAUAGAUGGACCGAGGAAGCAAAAGAUCGACGAAGUGCGGCUAGCAAGAGCUGAAGAUAAGUGUGAGUAUAACUGCGAUCUUUAAUAUAGAUCUGAAAGUGGCAACUUGCACGCCCCAGCGUUGCUGUACGAGAUAGAAUAAAGGAGAAGGGAGGAUAGUGACAGAUAGAGAGAAGUGAGAGACGACGAACAAAUUCUUGGUCAAACAUUACCAGCGUUAUCCCCAAGGAACUGCCUGGGAGCCAAAGUUAGCGAGCCAAAGUUAGAGAGUGAGAGAAGUGCCAGCAGCAAAUACCUACGCAACUGUAAGUUCUACGAAGAGAAGAGAUAUCCGCUCAUACUCGCUGUUUUCUCCUAAAAAGGAACCGACAUGAGAAACAGACAGCGCGAGAGAGCGACAGACAGGGAUAUGUGCGAUAUUAAGCGCAAAUGCUGCGAAGGGUAGAGAGAUAUUCGAAACAUCUUUUCCCCGAACAGAAACAAUAUAUAACAACGAGACUUGGCUCCCCGGAGCGAGAGCGAGCGUAUAUUUCACUCGUCAGUACUGCUUCCACGCGACCUGUGUAAAGAAAAAUCCGUGAGACUGGUCCGCGUCGACAGCUAACUGUAAGUUAUCACUGUGAGCGAGGCAACCAGAAGUCACAGUACAGACCAGAACUGCGAGUGGUGAUAAAGUUGGGGACCACAAGCACUAGUCGACCACCAAUCCAUCCUAUUCCUAUUCCACCACUACUACUGCUACUACUGCUACUGCUGCUACUACUGCUACUGCUGCUACUACUACUACUACUACUACUACUACUACUACUGCUACUACUACUACUACUACUACUACUACUACUACUACUAAUACUACUACUACUACUACCAAGAUGCUUGCGCAACAGUCGAAGAUGGUCUACCAGAUCAACAAAUACUACCAGGAGAAGGUGCAAGCGCGCAAGGCGAACACGGCGAAAACCAUCCGCGAAGUUUGCAAGGUCGUACAGGACGUUCUACGGGAGGUAGAGGCGCAGGAACCUCGCUUCAUAUCCUCCCUCGUCGAGGCCAACGGCCGCUUCGAAGGCCUCACCGUACUCGGGCCGACAGAGUUCGAAGUCGUGCUCUACCUGAACCAGAUGGGCGUGUUCAAUUUCGUCGACGACGGUACAAUGCCCGGAUGCGCCGUACUGAAACUGAGCGACGGUCGCAAGCGGUCUAUGUCGCUGUGGGUGGAGUUUAUCACCGCAUCCGGUUACCUAUCGGCUAGGAAGAUCCGCUCGCGGUUUCAGACGCUCGUAGCGCAGGCCGUCGAUAAGUGUUCGUAUCGCGACGUCGUUAAGAUGAUAGCCGACACGAGCGACGUCAAGCUGCGCAUCCGUGAACGAUACGUUGUCCAGAUAACGCCAGCGUUCAAGUGCGCCGGUAUCUGGCCCCGAAGCGCUAGCCACUGGCCCGUAUCCAACUGCAGUUGGCCGAACCCGAACAUGGUCGCCGAAGUAAAAGCGGAAGGAUUCAAUCUUCUCUCGAAAGAACUCCCUCAGGUUCAGGGCAAGCAGUCCUCAGCGGAGGGAGACGCUUGGGUGAUCUCCUUCGACGAGGCAGAAAACAUGCUUCUAUACGGAGGUGGGAGGAAGCGAUGUUUGAGUCUUCUGAAGACUCUUCGUGAUCGACACCUGGACCUGACGGGCCAGCCCCUCAACAACUAUCACAUGAAAAUGCUGCUGCUGCAUGAAUGCGAGAAACACCCGCGCGAGGGCGAGUGGGAUGAGACAGUGCUCGGCGAUCGCAUCCAGGGAAUACUCCUGCAGACGAUAUCCUGUCUGCAGUGCCGCCGCUGCCCGCACUACUUCCUUCCGGCGCUCGACAUGCUGAAGGGGAAGUCUCCCGCAGCGCUGGAGGCUGCGGCCAAGCAGUCGUGGAGGCUGACGCGUGAGCUGCUAACCAACUCACGCUGCUUCGAAAAGCUCUGACCGACGUACGAACGGUGGCGCCCUCUUGUGUGUGAGUCGCUCAACAACUCGCGCUGCCUAGAGAGGCUCUGACCGACGACCGAACAGUGGCGCCCUCACGUAUGCGCCCUGGUCGUGGUGGCGCCCCCUUGUGCAUGAUUUGCUCAUGGAGUCAUGUUGCCGCGAGCAGUUCUGAACGAGCGAACGGUGGCGCCCUCUCGUAGACGCCCUGGUCGUGGUGGCGCCCUCUUGUGCAUGAUUUGGUCCCGAACUCGCGUUGCCGCGAGAAGCUCCAAGGGAGCAAAGGGUGGCGCCCUCUCGCGGAUCCUGUGCGAGAGCAGGUCACUAACUCACGCUGCGAGGGAGCGAAGGGUGGCGCCCUCUCACAGACGCUCGGAGCGACGGUGGCGCCCCAUCCAGUGAUCUCGGAACGCUGCGUGCAUCUCGCGUCGGAACAUUGCAUCAGAACGUUGCGUCAUGACGUUGGUUCGUGGACGUUGCGUCGUCGCGAAGACCGUCAUCGUGCACCGUAUGACGUCAUGCUGACGCGUGUACGUUGAAGGACGACGAGAAGACGUUUGUGAUGACGUCGCCAGUGACGUCAUGCGCAUGUGUGCAGCCAGCGUGAUUGCGUCUUCCGAUGACGUCGUCAAGAGCGAGGAUUAGAUGUCAGAAGCUGUGCUGUGACGUCACGUGUACAUGCGCAACCCUGAUCAGAUGAAGUAAGACCAUAUAUAUAUAUAUAUAUACAUGAGCAAAUAUAUGUAUGUGUCAUCAAAAUGGUGGAGAGAGUAAAGUCGUUGUAAUUAUAUCAAAUUCUAAUGAAAAUCAAACGCGCUCCAUACGAAGCGAAUAUAUAUAUAUAUAUAUUCGUAAAAUAUGUAUAUGUUAAAUAUUGUCUAUUCCCGGUACCAAGCAUGUCCCUUGUUUUCUGCAUAUA
This is a messenger RNA of Priapulus caudatus, 2891 nucleotides long. RefSeq names its product protein mab-21-like 2. The transcript has a single exon. The record is from RefSeq and is a predicted model, not a curated record. Lineage: Eukaryota; Metazoa; Priapulida; Priapulimorpha; Priapulimorphida; Priapulidae. The coding region runs from base 893 to 1972 and encodes 359 amino acids.